AUGGCUCCGUUCGAGGCACUAUAUGGGAGAAAGUGCAGGUUACCUAUUGGGUGGUUUGAUGCAUUCGAAGUAAGACCUUGGGGUACUGAUAUGUUGAGAGAGUCUGUCGAUAAGGUCAAGGUGAUUCAAGAAAAGCUCUUAGCAGCUCAGAGUAGGCAGAAGGAGUAUGCAGAUCGAAAGGUCCAGGAUCUUGAAUUUAUGGUAGAGGAGUAUCACGGUGAUGGGUCCUUAAUCAUUUGUUGGGAUUCAGUUCUGUUAGAUGAGAACUUGUCCUAUGAGGAGGAGCCUGUUGCUAUAUUAGAUAGGGAGGUG
Molecule: messenger RNA, 312 nt
Organism: Lycium ferocissimum
Lineage: Eukaryota; Viridiplantae; Streptophyta; Magnoliopsida; Solanales; Solanaceae
Exons: 2
Source: RefSeq, a predicted model, not a curated record